This is a messenger RNA of Gallus gallus (chicken), 2192 nucleotides long. It is a transcript of the gene SLC5A6, whose product is annotated as solute carrier family 5 member 6. Bases 226 to 2061 code for a protein of 611 amino acids. The transcript has 16 exons. Gene Ontology annotation, cellular component: membrane. Lineage: Eukaryota; Metazoa; Chordata; Aves; Galliformes; Phasianidae. Gene Ontology annotation, biological process: biotin transport; sodium ion transport; pantothenate transmembrane transport. The record is from RefSeq and is a predicted model, not a curated record. Gene Ontology annotation, molecular function: sodium-dependent multivitamin transmembrane transporter activity.
GUCAUCAGCGUGCGCCGCGGCUCUGUCAGGUGCACGUGGGCCGAGUCCGGCAACCGCCCGGUCCUUGAGGCGGGCCGAGAGCUCCGGAGCGAAGGUCCCCGCGAGGACGAGCGGGGCCGGAUCCACCGUCGCCACCUCCCGCAGCGCCGGGCGCUGCCGGCCGGGCCCCUCCGCCCAUGAACCGGAAAAGUGGGGGCGGCGGCGGGGCGGCGGCGGACACUCGCCAUGGAGUUCUCGACGGCGGACUACAGCAUCUUCGUGCUGCUGCUGGUGCUGUCGGCGGCCAUCGGGCUGUUCUACGCGCUGAGCGGCGGGCGGCAGCGCACGGUGCAGGAAUUCCUGCUGGCCAACCGCAGCAUGGGCUUCCUACCCGUCGCCCUGUCCCUGCUGGCCACCUUCCAGUCUGCCGUGGCCAUCCUGGGCGUCCCGUCCGAGAUCUAUCGCUUCGGCACCGAGUACUGGUUCCUGGGCUGCUCCUAUUUCCUCGGGCUGCUCAUCCCCGCUCACGUCUUCAUCCCCGUCUUCUACCGCCUGCAGAUCACCAGCACCUACGAGUACUUGGAGCUGCGCUUCAACAAGACCGUGCGCAUCUUCGGCACCGUCACCUUCAUCUUCCAGAUGGUCAUCUACAUGGGAGUGGUGCUCUACGCGCCCGCGCUGGCACUCAAUGCAGUGACAGGCUUUGACCUCUGGAGCGCGGUGCUCACCAUCGGGCUGGUCUGCACGCUGUACACUACGCUGGGAGGGCUGAAGGCCGUCAUCUGGACCGACGUGUUCCAGACGCUGGUCAUGUUCGCGGGGCAGCUGGCCGUCAUCGUGGUGGGCGCACAGCGCAUGGGAGGCAUGGCCAGAGUGUGGCACCUGGCCGAGCAGCAGGGCAAGAUCUCCGGCAUCGACCUGAACCCCGACCCCUACGUGCGGUACACCUUCUGGACGCUGGCUUUCGGGGGGGUCUUCAUGAUGCUGUCGCUGUACGGCGUGAACCAGGCGCAGGUGCAGCGCUACCUGAGCUCCCGCAGCGAGAGGCAGGCGGUGCUCUCCUGCUACGCUGUCUUCCCCUGCCAGCAGAUUGUAUUGUGCCUCAGCUGCCUCACCGGCCUCGUCAUGUUCGUCUACGACCGCGAGCACCCGCUGGCCCCCAGCGGCACCCACAGAACCCCCGACCAGCUCGUGUUGUACUUUGUGAUGGAUGUGCUGCAGGACCUGCCAGGGCUGCCUGGCCUCUUUGUCGCCUGUCUCUUCAGCGGCUCCCUCAGCACCAUCUCCUCUGCCUUCAACUCGCUGGCGACGGUGACGAUGGAGGACCUGGUGCGGCCGCACUUCCCUGGGCUGUCAGAGUCACGUGCCACGCUGCUCUCCAAGCUCCUGGCUUUCGGCUACGGGCUGCUGUGCCUGGGGAUGGCCUACGUGUCCUCUAUGCUGGGCCCCGUGCUGCAGGCGGCCAUCAGUAUCUUCGGCAUGGUGGGGGGGCCGCUGCUGGGGCUCUUCUGCCUGGGGAUGUUCUUCCCCUGUGCCAACCCUACGGGCGCGGUGGUGGGGCUGCUGGCCGGGCUGGCCAUGGCCUUCUGGGUGGGCAUCGGCAGCCUGGUGUCCAACAUGGGGAGGGCCACCCCCCUGGCCAACAGCACCGUGCCCCCCCCCAUCAACCUGACCACACCGGCCGUGCUCGCCACCACGCUGCUCACCACCACGACACCCCCCCCGAGCCCCACAGGCCUGCAGAAGUUCUACAACCUCUCCUACAUGUGGUACAGCGCCCACAACUCCACCACCGUCAUCGCGGUGGGGCUCCUGGUCAGCCUGCUCACCGGCCCCACACCUCCCUCUGCUGUGGACCCCCGCACCAUUUUCCCGGUGCUGCCACGGCUGCUGUGCUGCCUGCCCGCCCGCUACCGGCAGCGGCUGUGCUGCGGGGUGCGCUUCCCCACGCAGGAUGCCCCCCACCCGUCACCCACAGCCGAGAAGCGCGUUCCCAACGGGGUGGGCGCCGUGCCAAGGGACGAGGCCGAGGAGCAGGGCUACGGGCCGCCCGCCUAUGCGCUGCAGGAGACGGCCUUCUGAGCGCGGCAGGGGGGGGCACGGGACCGCCGCGGGACCGGUGCUGCCCGGGGGUGCCGUGGGACCACGAUGAGGAGCGGCGCCACGCUGUUAUCUCCCCCUACCCGCACCUCAAUAAACCGUUCUGGAGAGCA